Messenger RNA from Cicer arietinum (chickpea), 1642 nucleotides. RefSeq names its product kelch repeat-containing protein At3g27220-like. The record is from RefSeq and is a predicted model, not a curated record. Gene Ontology annotation, molecular function: protein binding. NCBI's taxonomy places the organism in Eukaryota, Viridiplantae, Streptophyta, Magnoliopsida, Fabales, Fabaceae.
CGCGCAACCAUUGUUUCCUCUAAACCUUUCUUCUUCUCAAUUCUCAUCCUCCCCACAGUUUCCCCCAAAACAAUAAAUAAAUAAAAAUGUCAACCUCAUUUCACACCUCACAAACCAAAUACCAAUGGCCACAACAACAAGGUUUCACCAAAAACACACAUCCUCAACCAAAAUAAUCAUCUUCCUCUGCCUCUCAACUUUCAUCGGCAUCGCUUUCAUCGCUACCAGCAUCUUCCAUGUCUCAUUCUCUUCUACUUAUUUAUCUAUUGCUUCCAAUUGGGUCGCUGAUGUCCCUAAUGCCACCGCUGUAACAUUACCUAGUAAGGAAGAGGUUGAAAAGAAUAAGAUAAAGAGGAAAAUUUCGGAGAGGUUUCUUUCGGCUACUUUUGCGGAUUUACCUGCUCCUCAAUGGAAUUGGGAACAAUUGGAUUCGGCUCCUGUUCCUCGGUUAGAUGGUUACGCUAUUCAGAUCCAAAAUUUGUUUUAUGUGUUCUCGGGAUAUGCCAAUCUUGAUCAUGUGCAUUCUCACGUUGAUGUGUUCGAUUUCAACAGCAACAAAUGGGUAGAUAGGUUUGAUACGCCUAAAGAAAUGGCUAAUUCACAUUUGGGAAUUGCAACUGAUGGAAGAUACAUAUAUAUUAUGUCUGGACAGUAUGGUACUCAAUGCAGAGGACCUACUGCCCUCUCGUUUGUGUUAGACACCAAAACAAAGAAAUGGAACAAUUUGCCUCCAUUGCCAUUCCCCAGGUAUGCUCCUGCAACUCAAUUGUGGAGGGGAAGACUCCAUGUCAUGGGUGGUAGCAAGGAGAAUCGCCAUACACCUGGGUUAGAUCAUUGGAGUCUAGCUGUAAAGGAUGGGAAAGCUUUGGAGAAACAAUGGCGGACUGAAAUUCCUAUUCCACGCGGUGGACCGCACAGGGCUUGCAUCGUGGCCAAUGAUCGCCUUUAUGUUAUCGGUGGACAAGAGGGUGAUUUCAUGGCAAAACCGGGUUCACCUAUAUUCAAGUGCUCGCGCAGGCUUGAGGUAGUCUAUGGAGAUGUUUAUAUGCUUGAUGACGAAAUGAAAUGGAAAACUUUGCCACCUAUGCCGAAGCCAAACUCCCAUAUAGAAUGUGCAUGGGUAAUGGUCAACAAUUCAAUUAUUAUCACUGGAGGUACAACAGAAAAGCACCCACUGACUAAAAGGAUGAUGCUGGUUGGGGAGGUCUUCCGGUUUGAUUUAGACUCUAUGAAAUGGUCAGUGAUUGGAAGGCUUCCAUACCGAAUUAAAACCACAUUAGCUGGAUUUUGGGAUGGAUGGCUAUACUUUACAUCAGGACAGAGGGACAGAGGACCGGAUAAUCCGCAACCAAGAAAGGUCGUCGGAGAAACGUGGAGAACGAAAUUAAGUUUGCCUUCAUAGUUUUUUAUCAGCAAUGUGCAUAUCAAAUUUCCGCUAAUUUUUGAGUCAUGAUUCAAAUUAUUUAUUUUCCUUUUCUAUUGCUGCAGUGCCCUGGUUGGGCAAUGGUCCAUUAUAUUCUAUCCACUUUAUGUACAGAGAGUAUAGAUAGAUAUUGGAAAGAAUAUUGCUAACUUGAGAAAAUGAUUUUUUCACCCUUUUUCCAAAAUUAUUUGUGCUACAUAACUAUUUAGAUUUUACACA